Molecule: messenger RNA, 1707 nt
Organism: Penicillium angulare
Lineage: Eukaryota; Fungi; Ascomycota; Eurotiomycetes; Eurotiales; Aspergillaceae
Product: acid phosphatase DET1
Exons: 3
Coding region: 1-1707 (568 amino acids)
Molecular function (GO): phosphatase activity
Source: RefSeq, a predicted model, not a curated record
AUGGGAAAACCACGGAUGAUCAUUUUGGUUCGACAUGCACAAUCAGAAGGCAACAAGAACCGUGAUAUCCACCAGACAACCCCAGAUCACCGAGUAAAACUCACUGCCGAAGGACUUCGUCAAGCUCAAGAAGCAGGCCGUCGAUUACGAGACCUACUACGCCCAGAUGAUAACCUUCACUUUUUUACGUCUCCGUAUCGCCGUACAAGGGAAACAACCGAAGGCAUCUUGGAAUCUCUUACCUCUGAUUCCCCAUCUCCUUCUCCAUUUCCCCGGAACACCAUAAAAGUAUACGAAGAACCCCGCCUACGAGAGCAGGACUUUGGCAACUUUCAACCAUGCUCGACGGAGAUGGAAAGAAUGUGGAUGGAGAGAGCUGACUACGGUCAUUUCUUCUAUCGUAUUCCUAACGGCGAGUCUGCCGCCGAUGCCUAUGAUCGAGUGAGCGGGUUCAACGAGUCCCUGUGGCGACUCUUCGGAGAGGAUGAUUUUGCUAGUGUCUGUGUCCUUGUUACACACGGUCUCAUGACCCGAGUGUUUCUAAUGAAGUGGUACCAUUGGAGCGUGGAGUACUUUGAAGACCUUCGGAACAUCGAUCACUGCGAAUUUGUGAUCAUGACACACAACGAAGAUAAUGGAAAAUACAAUCUUCAGAAUAAGCUUCGCACCUGGUCGGAAAUGCGAAAAGAACGAGAUCUCGAGAAGAAAAACGAACGCGAGUUGCAAGGUCUGAGUCCUACUGGUACCACACCGACGGAGCAUAUACCCAUCCGAAGAAAAUGGGGAAUGAUCGAAUCCUUGCGACAUGAGAAUGGAACCAGCAAGUCAAAUGGUGAUCCAAAAGUGGCUUCAUCAACCUCAUCCAAUGAUACGGACAAAACGUUCCAGUACAGAAGUAACCCAUUUCAGAACCCAAAUAAUCCCAGUCGGAACUCUCUCAGCGAUCACUCUCAAUCCAACCCACAUCCUGAGGUUGAAGCCAGUGAGGCCAACAGAUCCAACAGGACCGGGGAUUCAAGCUCCGAUAAUCGCACAAGCAGCACUACUCGCCCAAUGCGGCCACAUAUGCAAGGCCUCCAUCGAGAUAGCGAUGACCACCAUCUCCAUACACCGCCUGUAUCAUCUUCCACGGCAUGUUUCAAGCUAGCCCUACUUCACCUCGGCGGACGGGAUGGAGGUGGCUCCAUGAGUGGUGCAAAUAGCCUCGCUCCAUCCGACGACGAAGGAGAUGACCACGGCAGCCGAAGCUUGCGACCUGUCUCCGGACAAUUCCAUCCUAGACCAACAUUACAUCGGCCAUCACAGGAAAUAGAAGAUGAUGGUGAUGAUGAACUAAGCGCGAACCCUACGGAGGAUUCUAAACGGUUUCGAGCUCAUCACCAUUAUCUCCAUCAUCAUCAUCAUCACCACCAACCUGUCCCUUUACAGAAUAGCCACUCAACCCAUCAUCGCCAGACAUCGUCAACUACCUCGUCGCAGCCUCAUCACCGAAUGGCUAAUAUCCUUGGUGAUGGUGAUGAUGUCUCCACACACUCUGAUAGCCACACUCCGGAAUCCAGCCAUAUUGAUGUUGAAUCCCCAGUUAUGAGUGAUAAGAGCAGGAGCAGCGGUCAAGAAAAGAACCAUAGUGUACCAGAAAGUGUACCAGAAAUCUCGCUAGAGGAGCAGCAACGGCAAGAUCAGAGUAUUCGAGGGAGUGUCUAUUGA